Molecule: messenger RNA, 3637 nt
Organism: Alexandromys fortis (reed vole)
Lineage: Eukaryota; Metazoa; Chordata; Mammalia; Rodentia; Cricetidae
Gene: Kcne1
Product: potassium voltage-gated channel subfamily E regulatory subunit 1
Exons: 2
Coding region: 617-1006 (129 amino acids)
Biological process (GO): negative regulation of delayed rectifier potassium channel activity; membrane repolarization during action potential; potassium ion export across plasma membrane
Cellular component (GO): membrane
Molecular function (GO): transmembrane transporter binding; potassium channel regulator activity; delayed rectifier potassium channel activity
Source: RefSeq, a predicted model, not a curated record
GGCAGAGUAGCUUUCCCAUUUGAGGAUAGCAGUUCCACACUGUGGCCUAAUUCCUUGAGAGGCCCUGUCUUUCUCAGUCCCCAGAGGAGAAAUGGAAAACCAAGGCAAGGCCAGCUUGCUGCCUGGAGACUCUGGAGGCCCCUUGCUAAGGAAUAAACGUAGCAUGUGUGUUUCCAGAAUUUGGACAUAGGGUUGAAACAAAGGCACAAGCAAUAGACAGUUGCUUCCGGUGACAACUGGUGAAAAUUCUAGGCUCAGCCAAGGUCAUGCCCAUCUAAGUCAGGCCUAUCAGAAUUGCUUUUGCUCGCAGUCUGCUUCUGAACACAUAAGGCCCAAUGCCUCGGUGACUCAACCCCUGCGUCUCGCUUAAGGAGUGCUCUUUCGAGGAAAUGCUCCAGGAAUCCUGUCAGUGAGAACAAGAAUGCCCCCCACUCCACUGAGACAAGGAGCGAUUAGGGGAGGGCUCUUUGGUUCACCCAGACCUGAGAGGGGCAGGAGCCAGACCCCAGCUCCGGCCAUGACUCCCAGCUCCCCCGUCUAUCCCGGAACCUAAAGCGUUAGAAGGAAGCCCUGCCAGGAAUUUUGCUCUGCAUCUGAGAAGAACUUGAAGCCCAAGAUGUUCCUGUCUAACACCACGACUGUGGUACCCUUCCUGACCACGUCGUGGCAGGAGACCGCCGGACAGGGAGGCAAUGUGUCGGGCCUGGCUGGCAGGUCUCAGCUCCGAGACGACAGCAAACUGGAAGCUCUCUACAUCCUCAUGGUGCUGGGUUUCUUUGGCUUCUUUACCCUGGGCAUCAUGCUGAGUUACAUCCGCUCCAAGAAGCUGGAGCACUCGCACGACCCAUUCAACGUGUACAUCGAGUCGGACGCCUGGCAGGAGAAAGACAAGGCCUUCUUCCAGGCCCGUGUACUAGAGAGCUUCAGAGCCUGCUAUGUCAUUGAAAACCAGGUGGCUGUAGAACAGCCUGCCACACACCUUCCUGAACUGAAGCCUUUGUCGUGAACCCCAUAGCUCGUUAUGCGUAGACAAGCCCUACAUGUGACAAUUUCAUCUUUCUAGUCAUGUGCCUGUCAUAGUCUUUAUUGUAGGGAUUCCAAUGGAGUUUUUGAUAUUGAGGGUUAAGGAAUGAAUUAAUAACACUAGUUUCCUAAAAUCACGUUCCUUCUCUAGUAGAUGAUCAAUUAAUUUUGCAGCACCUAUCCUUGUCUUUUUAAAUCUAGCAGAGACCCAACAAUGUGACCUCUGAGAAUGCAAGCUGAGUUUCCCCAGUGCUAAUCUCCUGACAUUAGCAGGGUCACAUGACUGAGUUCUGGUCAGAGACUUGGACAUGAUGAGUCCAGUCCAUAAGUAGCCUUUGAAAAGGGAAGGGCGUGUCCUCCAUCUUCCUUGUCCCCCACGGGACAUUGACACCCUUGAGGCGGCUCUGAUAGAAACAGCAGUCCACUCUGAGUGGUGCAGACAGCGCAGAUCCCUCACCUUCGUGCACUGCCCACCUGUCUGGCUCUUAGAAAGAGUCUGCCCACAGCUGCUGCAGCCACUGCUUAUUGGUCUCUGCUAACGUCACAGAAUUGGUACCCAAACACAGUGUCACCUCUGUCCAUGUCUCUUUGUUCACAACCGUGACUCUACCCUCCUUCUGUCUCCCCCUCCUCCCUUAUCACACACCCCCUUGCAUUCCUUAUACACACGUACGCACACGGACACGGACACACAUACACUCACACACCCCUCGUGAUUCACACAAACACAUGCAUCCCUCACAGUUCUCUCUCUCUCUCUCUCUCACACACACGCACACACGUGCGUGCACGCAUGCAAACACACACAUACAUAUACAUACACACACCCCUCACAGUUCAAUCUGGAUAGAAAUUGUUUCUUAGAGGGUUGAGACAGAGUAGGAAAAUGACCCCAUCAGAAUAGUUACCCUGAGCAAGGUGUGCAGUUAUUACUGGAGGGAAAGUGGCCACCCCAGCCAUCCCAAAGGGUGCAGGGGAGGCUGUGUUUGUGGGCACUGGCAGCACAUGGGACUGAUGUGGCAGGGUCCUUGAAGUGACAGGUUUGACUUGUUGGAUGAAUUUUGUUCCUAAAAGGCACAUUGACGUUUCAGUCCCCCAGCACUAGCAAAUGCUACCUUGUUUGGAAACGGUCUUGUCCAACCAUCAGGUUUCAAUGAGCAACUGAAGCGGGUCCUACUCUAGUAGGGCUCAUACCCUUAUGAGAAGAGGGACACUUGACACACAAGGAGAACACUAUGAGAUGCCAGAGACAAAGAUAAAAGCCAAAAAGAGCUAAAAAUGGAUGGCCACUGGACUCUGGACAGAAACAAGGAACAAUUUUCCUUGUGACUUUUCAAGGACACGAGGCCCUCCUGAGCCUUCGUUUCAGACUCCGGCCUGGAGAACAUAGGACAAUGCCCGUCUGUUGCUCAGUAGACUUUGAUAAAGCAGUCUAGCCAGCUAAUGCGGUAUCUGCCCCUCCCCUUCCAACCAGAAGGAGCUAGGAGAGUGGAGAGGUGAGGGGUGGCGCCAGGGUUGCUGUUCACAGCAGACAGGCGAAGACAUCUCAGGCCACCUGCCCUGCCAGCAUGGGAGCCAGUGCUCUAGUGCCAGCCUUCUCCAGCUGCUAUCUGGGAUUCAAAGAGCUUCUGUACCAUGACACCUUGAAAGCUCACCCACAGAGGUGACUGGAGUUUGAACCCCAGAACCCACGGUGCAUGGAAAGAAAGUUGUCCUCUGACCUCCACACGGUGCACAGUGCAUACGCGCGCACGCGCACACACACACACAAUCAUAUACAUAUAAAACAAUAAUAAAGGUUUAAACACACACUCUAAUGAAAAGCACCCCGACGCAGCAUGGACUGUCCUCCAGUAGACACAUUUAGCGCCGUCUGAUUUGAUGAUUACAACUCUCAUUUCCCAUAAAGCAGUGAUUGCCAUGUGGCGGAGGGGGGGGGCAUCUGCAUCAGAAUCCUGAUGUGGAUUAGCUUUUCGAAUUGCUACUGUCCUUGAAUAAUUAUUUGGGUCCCAGAGUCCUUUGAAUUCUAAUGAAUGCUCGGCUCAUCCCCACCCCAAGAUGCUCCUGGACACUUUUCCUGCAGUCUUGAGAGUUCCUGAGCCCCUGGAACUCAGCCCUGGCUGCUGCGUGAUUCCUGCUGCCCAGACUGGAGGGAAGGUUUGGAGAAGGCCCAGAGUACUUGUGACUAGCUUGUGACACAGUGACCUUGAUAUUCCUGGCACACAGACCUCCUGUCACCAGCUCCUUUCUCCACAGGAAUUCCUGGGCCUUUUAAGGCAGACAGGUCCCCAGGCCUUGGAGCUAUCUGCCCUUGGAGACUGGGCCUCACGCAUGCUGCCCAACUGCAGAGGCCUUAUCUCCCUUCCCCUCCUCUGGCCCCUGCUUUGGAGAGGCAGAAGGGAGGAGUCAAGUAAGAAUGAACUGAGCCUCAAAAUGUCAUCUGCUUGGUGUUCUGUAUCAUCCGACUGCACACACAUAGAGAAGGGCCAGGCGGGGCCAGGGACCAUUCUCCGCCUUCAGAGACUCUCCGCCGACAUCUUCCACACACUAUUGUUGUCAGGACAGUGCCUUCUGCUGUAUUAACAGUUUUUAAAUUAAGGCUUUUUAAACCUGA